UCGCCAUGGCGGCGGCCGUGGACGAGAGCGCUCUGCCCUCUAUCUCCACUUUCGCCAACUUGAUGCCGCUAGAGGAGCGGCCCGCCGACAUGCUCCACAGGAUGCUACAACAGGAUGGCCCCGCUGCCGUCAAGCGGGAGGAGGAUGACUUGGGCAAGUUCGUGGACUUGGACUUCAUCCUGGCGCACACCAGCAGUGGCGGGCAGGGGCCGACCGGCCCCAACUACCCCCUGCCCGAGACCCCCGAGAGCUGUGGCACCACGUACGACAGCGACGGCUCGUACUCCACGCCGGGCAAGUUCCCGGCGCCUUACCCCGAGGCCCAGGGCCACAGCUACGUGGCUGAGCUGCUCACCCCGGACCUGCCCGGCCACUACGACCCGCAGCGGAGGGAGUACACGGAGCUGCGGGUGCCCGGCGGCCCCCACCACCACCCUCACCCCCAUCACCACCCGCCCCUCCACCCGGCCCUAGCCCGCCCACUGCCCCUGGACCCCGCGCAGUCCUUCGGGCCCCGCAUCAAGAAGGAGCAGCCGGAGGAGCGCGCCUGCAUGAUGGGGAUGUCUGCCGCCGAGUACCUGGGACCAGGCGGCGGCGAGCACAAGCCACGGGUGGCGCCGGGUCCCGGGCCGGGACCGGUACCGGGGCCGCCGCUGCCCUACCCGGGCUUCCCCCACGGCCGCUUGGGGCCCCCCGAGGAGCCGCUGCCUGGCGCCGAUCCCCACCUCUUGGCCGACCUGCCGCCCCACUACGCCGUGGCCCCGCACCGCUAUGCGCCCCACUUCGCUCCCCAGCCGCCACCGCAGUUUCAUGGACAUUUCAGUGUUUUCAGGGAGCCCCUGAAGGGCCCGGGCCCGGCGGGGCUGCCCGGGCUGCUGGUCACGCCGCCCAACUCCCCGGUGCUGGAGUACUUCCCGGCCGGGGCUCCCCCCGAGGACUGCAAGCCCAAGCGCGGCCGCCGCUCGUGGGCGCGCAAGCGAACGGCCACGCACAACUGUGAAUACCCGGGCUGCGGCAAGACCUACACCAAGAGCUCGCACCUCAAGGCGCACAUGCGGACCCACACGGGCGAGAAGCCCUACCACUGCACCUGGGAAGGAUGUGGCUGGAAAUUCGCCCGCUCCGAUGAGCUGACCCGCCACUACCGCAAGCACACAGGGCACCGGCCGUUCCAGUGCCACCUCUGCGAGCGGGCUUUCUCCCGCUCGGACCACCUCGCUCUCCACAUGAAGCGGCACAUGUGAGCGGUGCCUGCGGCCGGACUCGAUGUCCCCGGAGGCAGCUCACGGUGUAAAUAGUGUCGGGCCAGGGAUGGCAGUGGGGAGCAGCCUGGCCACCCAGCCCCCUCCGCUUGUAGUUGAUAACUAGUUUUCUCCUCCUGCUCCUGUGAGAGCUGGCCCAGCCAAGUGGUGGGGAAGGGCUGCUUUGGGGAUGUAUGUGGGGAGCAAAACUGUGAGAAACAUCUGCCCAGUCAUCACCACUCAGCUCCCCAUGCCUGGAGGGUUCCCCCCAGCCAGGUACCCAGUGAGUGGGGGAGCUGGUGCAUAAAGGGGUCUGUCCCCAGAACUCCUGGCUUGUAUUUGGCAUCAGCUUCACCUUCUUCCCCCAGAUUCUGGCACCCCCCUGCCUCUAGGGGCUGUGGUGGCUGACUCUGGCUGCUUUUUGGCUGGAGAACCAUGCCAGUUGGGCACAUUAUAUGUGGUGCUGGGAAAUGGGUUGCUGGUUGUCUCGGUUGUGAUCAUCAGAACAAACCUGACCCAAAGCCCAGAGUGGAUGGGGUGAGGGUGGGAUUUGACUGGCUCAUGGCUAUAAAGGUUUGCAGGUGUUGGCAGCACAGCGUCACCUUGCACAGAGGACAGGGAAGCUCCUGUCACCAGCCUGGGACCCCCCUGGCCAUUCCCAAUUUUCCACUCAAGAGCCUAAAAUGUCUCUCCUGGCUCUUGUCUGCUUUAUUUUGUCUUGUUCUUCCCCUCAGGAUGACACCAGGUACUGCUGCAGCUGCCUUCCCCAUGCUGCUUUUUAAAAUUUAGUAUGUAAAGGACAGUGAGUCCAGCUAUGAAUGCCCAGGUCUCUGCUAUACUUGAAAUUUUUGUAGGGGGGGGGGGGGACAAAAAAGAAAGCUCAAAAGAAAAUGAGUCUUUUUAUGUGCAGCUUCUGCAAAGCAAGUUGUAAAUUAAACAAAGCAGUAAUAUAUAAUGUUUCUCUUUUUUUUAAUAUAUUUUUUUCCAGCUGGGAACACAGAUGAGUCUCAGCUUUGGGAAGUGCACUGUUCCCAUCUGUGUAUAUUGUUAAUUAACAUUUCUCUGCUUGGGCACGUUAGGUCUCUUGCACUCUGAAAUGUUACUUUUCUUUAUAUGCAAACUGUUGAAAUAUUGUGAUCUGCUGUAUAAUAAAUAAACAAGAUGUAAACAUGAAAGAGCCAGGAGAGUUUACUUUAAAGGUUUCUUCUAAGAGGAGAGGGUGAGGCUGAGCUUGUUUGUCAGUAAAUAUUUACAUCGAUGUUCAUUUCUGCUUAAGUUAGCUGCGGAGGAUCGAUGGGGAACGCCCAAGCCUCGGCAUCUGAGUAGCAUCUCCUGUGCAACAGCUCUUGAGUCACCUCACUUCCCUGUGCCUCAGUUUCCCUAAUCUGCAGAUGGGGCAAUUGCGGCACUGGGAUGGUGUGACUGGUCCUGCGGUGAGUCAUCUCCGAGGAGAAUGGCAGCCGAAACUCCACUGAGAGCCCUGCUGGUCCUGAAUUCUUCCCGAGCAGUCCUGUCCUGCUGUGCCUCACAGUGGGAGCUCUGCAGUACUGGCCUUGUGGUCACAGCCAGCAGGGAGGGGAACGAUGAAUUUCUCCAACCAUCCUGUCCCACUGGAAAGGCUGGCUCUGCUGUCCUGUCCUCCCUAAGCAUCCUGGGAGCUGGAGUGACGGUUCACGGCUGUUUUGAGGUUCAGCUCUGAGAUCAGAGCACAAACCAGUUCUUUCUCGCCUUUCAUCAUUGCUGUGCCAGGGCAGGAGUGAGGUCCGGCUCAGCUGCCACUGCCUACACGGGGAGGCAAGAGCAGGGGAAGGUGCUUUGGGCUCCUCCAAACAGAGGGAUUGCUCCCCUGUGCCUGGGGCAAGGCACUCCUUCAGGCACACGAUGGGGCACAUGGCAG
This is a messenger RNA of Melospiza georgiana, 3138 nucleotides long. Its product is annotated as Krueppel-like factor 2. NCBI's taxonomy places the organism in Eukaryota, Metazoa, Chordata, Aves, Passeriformes, Passerellidae. The record is from RefSeq and is a predicted model, not a curated record. Gene Ontology annotation, molecular function: DNA-binding transcription factor activity, RNA polymerase II-specific; RNA polymerase II cis-regulatory region sequence-specific DNA binding. The coding region runs from base 6 to 1244 and encodes 412 amino acids. Gene Ontology annotation, biological process: regulation of transcription by RNA polymerase II. The transcript is spliced from 4 exons.